AUGAAUAACCACUGUCAAUCCAAAAUUAAGUUUCCCUUUAAGUUCCCUAAAAAUAGUCCAGCUCAACACCAGUUUGCAACUUGAAAUAAUGUUAUUACAUGUCAUCUGGAUCAGAACUGGGACUUUUACCAACAUAGUCAAUCCGCUUAACCGAGCCAUAACUUCUUAUCACAUUUAGUGAAACUUCUGACAGAAUGGGGAGUUCAGAAGAGAUAAACUGUUCCAGGAAUGUUCCGGUUCUGCGGUGUUCCAAAGUUACUGUUCUUUGGGUACAUCUACAGUAUAGUGUAUAGAGGCAGAAAACGAUAAGUUUAUGCAAAAGAUUGCAAUUAUAAAGAGCGACUUGGAUAAAACUAUUGCAGCUAUAUGUCUAAAGACAAUAAAGACUUCAAUUUGAUUUGAUUAGUGGAAACCCAUGGGGUAUGGGCUUAUUGUGUGGGGUGGAUACUUUCCUGGAAAUCUCAACAGGGUGCUCAUACUACAGAAAAUAGCCAUAAUAACCCUUGCUGAUCUUGAACCACAACAAAGCUACAGACAAGCUUUCCAAUCUAAGGGAAUAAUGACCGUUACUGGGCUGUACAUUCAAGGAGCAAUUUUGCAUGCUCAUCAGCUGAAUCUGCAAACAGGGAAAGACCUCCACUCACAUAACACCCGCCACGCAGCCAACUUUGUUCUGCCUCCACACCGUACAGCACUUUGUAAAAAAAAAGCCAUCUUACAUGAGCCGAAAACUGUGAAACACUCUACCAGACACUAUCUAAAGACUAAAGUGAGAAGCUCUGAAGAGGAAACUCCACAACUUCCUUGUAAACCAGACAUUUUAUACCCUUGAAGAAUUCCUAGAAGCACGUAGGGAAGAAUGGAGAUUCCAAGAUGCAUCCCGACAUCAUUUAUUGUCAACAAUAUUAAUUUUAACAACUGUUAUCUUUUAAACAUAUGUGACUCUAUUACUAUUCUUAAAGAACAUAUAAGUAAAUACAUUUGUCUAAUGUCAAAUGUUUUUAAUGUUUGGCCUUUUCAAGGCUUAAAUAAUUGCACUUGUUCAGGUUUAACUCAGUAGUGUGAGUUGAGUAUUUCUUUCCAAUUGUUUACAUACUGCAGUGCAGAUGGAAACAAGGCUUUUAAUAAAAUUCAUUUACAUUUUCAUAUAAACAAUAAACCUUUAGAAAAAUAUAUGGCUAUCGAAUGCUUAAUUUUCUCUUCAGUUUAAAUAAAUUGGCCUUGAAAAUCUUUUGUGAAAUGGCCACUAGUUUAAAUAAUUUAACCAGUAAAGCACUGCUAAUUAAUGAUAGGCCUGACAACUAAUCAGCAGUUGGUGAUAUACAAGUAUAUACCUGGUCGUUAGUACGUUAAGUGUGACACUCAAGAUCCACUACUCUCUACAUAGACUUCUGAUCUAUUUAUUAAAUUCCACUAAACAUAUGCAUCAAAAGUUUUACAAUGUUACAAGUUGGAAAAAGGCAUAAAUCUACUAGUUACCUUAACCAUGGUUAAUUUAUUUAUUUAAAAUUCACUGAGAACUUAACAAGUCCAUUGGUAGAAAACAAAAAGUGGCUUUGUUGUGAAUGUGAGUCUUACCUAAUAUUUCAAAAGUAUUGUAUUAGCAUAAAACUGUUUAAAAUCAAGAAAGUUCUAUGAUUAGACACAGAAUAUAUGAGCUUUAAUAAAUAUAAAAUAAAUAAUUAUAAAGAAAAUAAUUCUUGAAUAUUUAAAUUACAGUAAACCUAGUUGAUGCAAGAAAUACUUUCAUGGUUCAAAUAAUUAAUUUUCAAAUCUUAAAGUUUAAGGAGAAAUAAAAUAAUCACACAAAUAAUGAUUUGAAUAUCCA
Molecule: messenger RNA, 1828 nt
Organism: Homalodisca vitripennis (glassy-winged sharpshooter)
Lineage: Eukaryota; Metazoa; Arthropoda; Insecta; Hemiptera; Cicadellidae
Exons: 2
Coding region: 416-832 (138 amino acids)
Source: RefSeq, a predicted model, not a curated record